AUGGCUCAGUUCACACAUGGCAUUUCAGCGCUGGACGUGACGCCGGCGUCGGCGCUCUCUGCGCCCGUGUGGCUGUUGGGUCGCCGCUUCCAGGACGUAGCAGCGACGGACUUUGAGGCGUACAAGCGCGCGUUUGAAUCGAUCUUGUGGUUCACCUACCGUCGGGAUUUUGUACCCAUGACGCCGUACGAGUUUUCAAGCGACGCAGGGUGGGGGUGUAUGCUGCGCUCAGCGCAGAUGUUGCUGGGUCAGGCGCUCCAGCGUCAGUUGAAUGGACGACUGUCGCUUCGGACGGCAGUUGAACUGGAGAGUGGGGGGACCUUGUCGGAGAUAGAUGUGAAGCUGUUGAUGUGGUUUGCUGAUGCUCCGGAUAGUGCGUGUCGGUACUCGAUCCAUCACAUGGUGCAGAUGGGGAUGCACUAUGACAAGCUCCCGGGGGAGUGGUAUGGACCGACUACUGCUGCUCAAGUGCUGCGGGAUCUGGUAAAUCAGUACCGACGGGAUUGUGGCGAGACACUCGCCAUGUACGUGCCACAAGAAGGUGUCGUGUACCGGGAUGAUGUGACGCAACUUUGUGUGUCGCAUCUGGAAAAGGAAGCGGUGGAGAUGAAGGAGAUGGAAAUGCAGGACGGGCCGGCGUUUUUUGACCCGUUGCUGCAUCCACCGGCGGUGGAUGAGUGUCGAGAGUGGAGCACGGCGCUGCUGAUUCUGAUUCCGCUUCGACUGGGGUUAGACCAACUGAAUGAACGUUACGUUCCGGCUUUGGAGAAAACUGUUUACGUUCCCGCAGAGUGUGGGGAUUAUUGGUGGCAAGAGGGGACACUCGGUGUACUUUGUGGGCACGCAGCAAAACCAAUUACAUUUGCUGGACCCUCAUGA
This is a messenger RNA of Peronospora matthiolae, 879 nucleotides long. The record is from the annotation of a GenBank genome assembly. NCBI's taxonomy places the organism in Eukaryota, Oomycota, Peronosporomycetes, Peronosporales, Peronosporaceae.